Messenger RNA from Xenopus laevis (African clawed frog), 446 nucleotides. Its product is annotated as histone H4. The coding region runs from base 84 to 395 and encodes 103 amino acids. The record is from RefSeq and is a predicted model, not a curated record. Lineage: Eukaryota; Metazoa; Chordata; Amphibia; Anura; Pipidae. The transcript has a single exon.
CUCUGUCAGGUCCUCUCCCGCUGCAUAUAAAGAGGAGGAGCGGCCCUGAUACGUUACAUUGUGUUUCAGGAGCUGAAGAGAGAAUGUCCGGCCGCGGCAAAGGAGGAAAAGGACUGGGGAAAGGAGGCGCCAAGCGGCACAGGAAGGUGCUCAGGGACAACAUCCAGGGCAUCACCAAGCCCGCCAUCCGCCGCCUGGCACGGAGAGGGGGAGUCAAGCGCAUCUCUGGCCCCAUCUAUGAGGAGACUCGUGGGGUCCUCAAGGUUUUCCUGGAGAAUGUCAUCCGGGACGCCGUCACCUACACCGAGCACGCCAAGAGGAAGACCGUUACCGCCAUGGAUGUGGUGUACGCUCUCAAGCGCCAGGGCCGCACUCUAUACGGCUUCGGCGGAUAAACCUCUUCCUUCCCACUAAUCUUAUACCCAAAGGCUCUUUUCAGAGCCGCC